Messenger RNA from Cyprinus carpio (common carp), 2094 nucleotides. RefSeq names its product E3 ubiquitin-protein ligase TRIM16-like. Gene Ontology annotation, molecular function: protein binding; zinc ion binding. The record is from RefSeq and is a predicted model, not a curated record. NCBI's taxonomy places the organism in Eukaryota, Metazoa, Chordata, Actinopteri, Cypriniformes, Cyprinidae.
CUAGAGCUUUCAUCAUGUAAUCUGUAAUCAGUAACAGACUACAAUUUAUUAGUCAUCUACCCAGCACUGCCUAUCAUUGGAUGUUGGCAGGUCAUGUGACUCAUCAGUAUCAGCUCCUGCCAGCCCGCUGAAGAUUGAACCCAUAUUCCUUUUAGAAAACAGAUUCAACAGUGUGAUCAUGAAGGAACUGUACAUCAGUCCUGCAGUACAAGUGUAGUAAUUAUGAUGCACUAUUUUUGCAGUUUUUAAAGCUGUUGUUCUGCUUCUCUGUAACUUGUAUUCUUUGUGUGUCUGCUGAAACUGACAUCUAGUAGAUAUUUCAUGCUUUACAGACUCACAGACACGCCUGUUUUACACACGUGACUCAAACAGAGAACCAGGAAACAGGAAUCACAUGAGUUCAGAGAAAGAGAAACUGAAGUGCAGCUGAGCUGUCGUGUGUUUGUGUCUCUGUAUUCAUGCAGUAAAAUGGCAGAAGCCAGAUUUUCUCAGGAUGAGCUUUCGUGUCCAGUGUGUCUGGAUCUCCUGAAGGAUCCAGUGACCAUCCAGUGUGGACACAGUUACUGUAAGAGAUGUAUUACAGGCUGCUGGGAUCAGGAGGACCAAAUGAGAGUCUACAGCUGCCCUCAGUGCAGACAGACCUUCAGUCCAAGACCUGCUUUAGCUAGAAACACCAUGCUGGCUGAACUGGUGGAUAAACUGAAGAAGACCAAACUUACUGCUGACUGUGACGCUGGAGCUGGAGAUGUGCAGUGUGACGUCUGUACUGGAGGAAAAUAUAAAGCCGCCAAGUCAUGUCUGAUGCUGAACUCUUACUGUCAGAAUCACCUUGAACAGCAUGAGAGUUGGUUUAGAGCAAAGAGACACAAUUUGAUUGAAGCCACUGGACGACUGCAGGAGAUGAUCUGCCAGAAACAUGAGAAGCUUCUUGAGGUUUUCUGUCGCACUGAUCAGAAAUGUAUUUGUGUGCUGUGUACGAUGGAUGAACAUAAAAACCACGACACUGUAUCAGCUGCAGCACAGAGGACAGAGAAACAGAAGCAGCUGAAGAAGACACAGAAGACGUUCCAGCAGAGAAUCCAGCAGAGAGAGAAAGAUCUCCAGCAGCUGAGAGAGACUGUGGAGUCUCAUAAGCGCUCUGCACAGACAGCAGUGGAGGACAGUGAGAGGAUCUUUACUGAGCUCAUCCGCUCCAUUGAGAGAAGCCGCUCUGAGCUGAUACGACUGAUCAGAGAUCAGGAAAAGGCUGCAGUGAGUCGAGCUGAAGGACGACUGGAACGACUGGAGCAGGAGAUCAAUGACCUGAGGAGGAGAGACGCUGAGCUGGAGCAGCUUUCACACACACAGGAUCACAUCCAGUUCCUGCAGAGUUUCCAGUCUCUCUCAGCACCUCCUGAAUCUACAGACUUAAAUGAUGAUCUCUUCAGUUCUCUCGUCUCUUUUGAUGAUCUGAGAGAAUCUGUCCAUCAGCUGAGAGACAAACUGGAGGAUUUCUGCAAAGAGGAGCUCAAGAAGAUCUCAGACAGAGAAACACUCACCAACAUUGUUCCCAGAACCAGGGAGGACUUCCUACAAUAUUCCCGUCAGCUCACUCUGGAUCUGAACACAGUGAAUAAACUCCUCCGUCUGUCUGAGAGCAACAGAGUGAUUACUUACACUGGCACAGAGCAGUCGUAUCCUGAUCAUCCAGACAGAUUUGAUAAUUAUCUUCAGGUGUUGUGUAGAGAGAGUGUGUGUGGACGCCGUUACUGGGAGCUGGAGUGGAGUGGGAGACAAGUGUUUAUAUCAGUGUCAUAUAAGAGCAUCAGCAGGAAGGGAUCAGCUAAAGAGUGUUUGUUUGGAUAUAAUGAUCAGUCCUGGAGUUUGUUCUGUACUCCCUCCAGUUACUCAUUCAUUCACAAUAACAUAAAGACUGUUCUCCCUGUGAAGUCCAUCAGCAGUAGAAUAGGAGUGUUUGUGGAUCACAGUGCAGGAAUUCUGUCCUUCUACAGUGUCUCUGACACAAUGAGCCUCAUCCACACAGUCCAGACCACAUUCACUCAGCCGCUCUAUCCUGGGUUUACUGUUUUGUCUGGAUCAGUGAAACUGUGUUGA